UAUGUUUAUCUCUUGUUUACAUCGGAAAAUACAUCUUAGUUUAAUUAUAGUGUCAUACAAGUGGUAAUAAGAACGAGAUGUUGAAAAAGCAUAGCGACGUAGAGAUAUUUUCGAUAAAUGUAUUUAACCUUUUUAGGUUAGACUUCCAAGUACUUUGAAAGUAGAUCUUGUACUUUCAUAAAAAUUUUGUACUUUAUUGUCCAUAAUCAAUGAAAAGGCAUUAAGGAUUCUCCUUCGAGUUAUAAAACAUGGCAGACUAUUGGAAGUCUCAGGGUCGUAAAUUUUGCGACUUCUGUAAGUGUUGGAUCGCUGACAAUAAGCCUAGUAUCGAUUUUCACGAAGGUGGCAAAAAACACAAAGAAAAUGUUAGCAAACGACUUAAGGAAAUACACAAAAAUAGUGCGAAACAGGCGAAACAAACCAAAAAGAUCGAAGAUGACAUCAAGAAAAUGGAAAAUGCAGCUAUGAUUGCCUAUUUAAAGGACGUAGAAAAUAACACGAGAGACAUGACCGCCGAUAGAAUCAUCAAAGAGAAAAUGACACAAAUAGAAGCAAAAGACGUGUCAUACUUCGAUCAUAUAACAACAGCCACUUCAGGGGCACAAUUUAGAUUCAAAGCUGAAAAUCAACAGUUUUCUCAGGAAAUCGACCCAUGUGAUCCAACUCUAGUGAGAAACAUAACCGCGCAACAGAUGAAAUCUCAGCACAAAGGCGAUAGCAAAAGUCAGGGAAAAAAAAAAAAGGGAAAGAGCAAAACAGGAAAAGGAAAAGGGAAGGGGAAAAAAAUUCUGGAAGAGGAACGUCCAGCAAAACCAGUUCGAAAACUUUGGUACGAAGCUCUCAGUCCCGAAGGAUAUACGUAUUACUGGCACAUUGAAAACAACGAGUCCGUUUGGAAUCCACCAGAAGACGGAUACAUGACGUUCGCGGAACAACAAGAAGAAGCAAAGGAGCAAGCGCUUCAAGAGGAAUUAUUAAAACAAUUGGAUAAGGAAGAAGCGAUCGCGAAAGCGGAUAUUCUCGAAGAGAAACGAGCCAAUGCGGAGCGGGAGAAAUUGAAAAAAUUGAGAAAGAUGAGCAGUGCACAACUACCGCAGUUAGAAGUUGAGCAAAAUAUAAAGGAGGAAAUGCAAGUUGGAACGGAAACAGAAAGUCGACCAUACAGACGAGACUAUAGCAUUCCGGUAAAGUCACAUCCAUAUGGACCUUGGCAAACCGUACAGAAGACCCAAGUUAAACCACUGGAUUUCCAGUUACCGCAGCAAAAUCAACUACAAAUACAAUUACCUGUCUCUAAGAAAACAGAAUCACAGUCGUUCCAAAGAAUAUUUAAAGAAAAAACUAUUACGCAAAUCGAGAUACCUGACAUCAAUGAAGGCAACCAACCAAUUGCAUUUAAGAAACGAAAAAUUAGUAACAGAAACGUACGUCAAAGGUUCACCGAUGAUUCGUAACUGUUUU
Molecule: messenger RNA, 1461 nt
Organism: Eufriesea mexicana
Lineage: Eukaryota; Metazoa; Arthropoda; Insecta; Hymenoptera; Apidae
Product: WW domain-binding protein 4
Exons: 7
Coding region: 249-1454 (401 amino acids)
Biological process (GO): mRNA splicing, via spliceosome
Cellular component (GO): precatalytic spliceosome; nucleus
Molecular function (GO): RNA binding; protein binding; zinc ion binding
Source: RefSeq, a predicted model, not a curated record